This is a messenger RNA of Rhopilema esculentum, 1568 nucleotides long. Its product is annotated as phenylalanine--tRNA ligase, mitochondrial. Gene Ontology annotation, molecular function: tRNA binding; ATP binding; phenylalanine-tRNA ligase activity. The record is from RefSeq and is a predicted model, not a curated record. Gene Ontology annotation, biological process: phenylalanyl-tRNA aminoacylation. Gene Ontology annotation, cellular component: mitochondrion; cytoplasm. NCBI's taxonomy places the organism in Eukaryota, Metazoa, Cnidaria, Scyphozoa, Rhizostomeae, Rhizostomatidae.
UCGUAAUCAACUAGAGACAGACAACUGAUGGCGGCAAGCAGCGGUAGGCCACUUGCACAUGAUAAGCCUGAGCAAUGAAUCCUUCUACUCUUCGGUGCAUGAAUUGCAGAGCUUCUCUGUUUUGUGUUUAUUCAAGAUCACUGAAAGACUCGGAGUAUUGGCUAGCUAAUGGAUUUCGCUUCAUAAUCGGUAGGCGCCCCUUCUCAAAGGGAUCACCGAGUCAUCUUACUCGCCUCGACACAUCGGCCAAGACAAAAAAGGAUCACAUAUCUGUCCUUGGAGAAAACUACGUAAAAGAUGAGAUGUCAAACGUUACGGGGGGUUUGCUCAAGAAGGUUGAAAGUAAACUUCAUUUGAGGAAACACCACCCUCUCGGAAUGAUAAAGUCGAGUAUAGAAAAUCACAUGCAUGGACAUUACAGGUCUCGACAUGGGGGCUGUAUAUUCGCAGCCGUUGACAACCUUAGUCCAGUUGUGACAACUGAGCAAAACUUUGACAGCCUUCUUGUGCCAAAAGAUCACAUCAGUAGGCUGAAAAAUGAUAAUUAUUACAUUAACAAGUCAAUGAUGUUGCGCGCACACACAUCUGCACAUCAGAGAGAUCUGAUAAAAAGUGGGUGGGAUGCAUUUUUAGUCACUGGUGAUGUAUACAGAAGAGAUGAAAUUGAUAAAAGUCAUUACCCUGUCUUUCAUCAAAUGGAGGGAGUCAAGCUUUUUAGCCAAAAUGAACUUUUUUCAGAAUAUGUGAAAGAUGGAUUGAAAAUCAUGGAACCAAACGGAACUAGAACAGAGGAUAAACAGGAAUUCCACACAUUAGAGGCUGCAAAAUUAGUUGAGUUUGACUUAAAAAAUACAUUGCAAAAGUUAUUUGAAGACUUAUUUGGUGAGGAUACAGAGAUGAGAUGGGUAGAUGCAUACUUCCCUUUUACUCACCCAUCAUGGGAGCUCGAAGUAAAAUUUGAAGGCGAAUGGAUGGAGAUGCUUGGCUGUGGCAUCAUGGAACAUGGCAUUCUAGUCAAAGGUGGAACAUCUGACAAGAUUGGAUGGGCAUUUGGAUUGGGUCUAGAAAGAAUUGCAAUGAAAAUGUUUGACAUUCCAGAUAUUCGUCUAUUUUGGAGUGAAGAUGAAAGGUUCAUAAACCAAUUCAAGGAUGGUAUUGAUGUCAAAUUUAAGCCAUUUAGCAAAUACCCACCAACCUUCAAGGACAUCUCAUUUUGGAUAAAUGAAAGUUUUUCACCAAAUGACUUAUUUGAAGUUAUUAGAUCAACUGCUGGUGACAUAGUUGAAGAGAUGAAACUUGUGGAUGAAUUUACCCACCCUGUAACAGAGAAGACUAGUCAUUGCUACAGAAUUACAUAUCGAUCAAUGGACAAGACAUUCACUGAUGAAGAAAUCAAUGCCAUACAAGAGGAAGUCAGGACUUCAGUGGCAGCUGAGUUGAAUCUCAAGCUUAGAUAAAUAGUCUUGUAGUCUUUUUGUAGAUAUAGUUAUAGUAUAUGUAAUUUGUGAGUAAUUUUCUCAAAAAAACUGCAUCACCCUUUCCAAUUAACAAAUAGUUCCUUUUAUGGU